Molecule: messenger RNA, 5565 nt
Organism: Carassius gibelio (silver crucian carp)
Lineage: Eukaryota; Metazoa; Chordata; Actinopteri; Cypriniformes; Cyprinidae
Product: RNA-binding protein 47-like
Exons: 7
Coding region: 430-2274 (614 amino acids)
Cellular component (GO): nucleus
Molecular function (GO): mRNA binding
Source: RefSeq, a predicted model, not a curated record
GUGAAGGAGACAAGCAGGGGAACAAACAGCAGGGACGGGGAAGUGAAACAGUUUGGAGACAGAAACCAAAAGAGAAAAAGAAGAGAAACUUAAAGUUUUUUCAACACUCUGGACUGUCAAGAGAACAGACACGAUAGCGGGUGUAAUACAGAGAAACAGGGAUGAAUGUGGUUGAUCUGCUGUGCCUUUGAUUAAUGCAACACAUAGACUCUCUUUGACAGCUACUAAAAGCGCAGACUGUGUGCGUGAGACCGAGAGAUUGACCGAGAGAGACAAGAGGGUAGCCGCUGACGCCAGACAGACAGAAGGCCCGAGUGUGUGUUUGUGUGACUGUGUUAGUGAAACACACACCAGCUACACUGCCACUCGGACACACAUUCAUUCACCUGAAAAGGCAGACUCCAAUCCUGAUUGGAUGCUUGUCUCAGAAUGACAGCUGAAGACUCCGCCUCUGCCGUUGCUAUGAGUAACCCUAGCCCUUCCUCCUCUUCUAAGGCCUCCUCUGAGCAUCCGCAGCAUCACAGCGCCAUCCCAGAGGGAGUGGCUGGUGCCCCCAAUGAAGCUGCCCUUGUGGCCCUGAUGGAGCGAUCAGGCUAUGGUAUGGUGCAAGAAAAUGGACAACGCAAAUAUGGGCCACCUCCUGGCUGGCAAGGCCCCUCCCCUCCACGCGGCUGCGAAAUCUUUGUGGGUAAAAUCCCACGUGAUGUUUACGAGGAUGAGCUGGUGCCAGUAUUUGAGACUGUAGGACGGAUCUACGAGAUGCGCCUGAUGAUGGAUUUUGAUGGGAAGAACCGUGGUUAUGCAUUCGUCAUGUACACGCAGAAGCAUGAGGCUAAGCGAGCAGUUCGUGAACUCAAUAACUUCGAAAUCCGUCCAGGAAGGUUGCUAGGUGUUUGCUCUAGUGUAGAUAACUGCCGCCUCUUCAUUGGUGGAAUCCCAAAAACCAAGAAACGUGAAGAGAUCCUGGAAGAAGUUUCCAAGGUGACAGAGGGGGUGCUGGAUGUGAUUGUGUACGCCAGUGCUGCGGACAAGAUGAAGAAUCGAGGCUUUGCCUUUGUAGAGUAUGAGUCUCACCGUGCUGCUGCUAUGGCCAGAAGAAAGCUCAUGCCAGGGCGAAUUCAGCUCUGGGGUCACCAGAUUGCAGUUGACUGGGCAGAACCUGAGAUCGACGUUGACGAGGAUGUGAUGGAAACAGUGAAAAUUCUGUAUGUGCGCAACCUGAUGAUAGAGACCAGUGAAGAUACUCUACACCAAACCUUCAGCCAGUUCAAUCCUGGCUGUGUCGAACGGGUCAAAAAAAUCCGAGACUACGCCUUUGUUCACUUCGCCAGUCGAGAAGAUGCGGUGAUUGCUAUGGACAACCUGAACAACACAGAGAUCGAAGGUUCCCGCAUCGAAGUAACCCUGGCCAAGCCUGUGGAUAAGGAGCAGUACACCCGCUAUCAGAAAGCAUCGAAGGGAACGCCGGCUGCGGCUGCAGCUGUGGCUGCGGCUGCGGCUGUGACAACUACUGACAACAGCCAACAAAGUUAUGUGUAUCAGUGUGACCCAUAUACACUUGCCUAUUAUGGCUAUCCCUACAGCACACUCAUUGGACCCAACCGAGACUACUUCAUCAAAGCAGGUACUGUAAGAGGCCGUGGCCGUGCUGGGGCCGUUAAUAGGGGCCCAGGGCCCCGCGGCUCAUACCUUGGUGGCUAUUCAGCUGGCCGAGGCAUUUACAGCCGCUACCAUGAAGGAAAGGCCAAAUUACCGGAUAAGCCUUACGAGAUCAUGACCAAUCUAGAGCUGGCAGCUGUGAACCAAGUGGGCAUGAAGCCUGGCACAAUGGCUCUUCCAGGCCUCUGUGCCCAGUACCCUGCUAUGUUUUCUGCUGCCCCUGCAACUAAGUUAAUGGAGGAAGGGAAGAUGCACGCAGUGGAGCACCUGAUAAAUCCUUUGGCCCUCCAGCAUGACCCCACAGCUGCCUCGGCCACUGCAGCAGUCAUGCCUGCAGUCUCCACACCACCACCUUUCCAGGGUCGUCCUUUAACUCCCAUCUAUGCUAUGGCUCAUAAUAUGCAGAGGAUUCCGGCUGGAGCUGCCAGUCUGUAUGGAGCCAGUUACAUGCCUAUCGCCACCCACGCCAACACCGCCACGCUGGCAGCGCUGCAGAAGAACGCUGCUGUGGCAGCCGCUGCAACCUAUGGAGGGUACGCUGGGUACUUGCCUCAGGCCUUCCCUGCUGGUGCCACCUUCCAGAUGCCCAUUCACGAUGUAUACCAGACCUACUGAGACACGCACAGCUUCAAACACAGUGACUUACAAUUACAUCCACCGCGUCGCAACACGCCAUCAGACAUGUACGCCACAACUAUGAGGUCUGCUGGUUAAUUGAACAACGCAGAGUGAAACUGACAUACAACUAAACUAACACAUUCUGACUCGUGUGAAGCUCCCCGGAAGCCUUUAGAUUAGAUGCUACCAGCAAGGAUGUAGGUUUCUGCUAAAUUUAUUCACAACUUUAUCAGCCCCUCUGGCCCACAUUUAUUAAUCCAGACGUAUGACCUAGACCAAAACCACUUUUAUAUGCUACUGAUUAACUUACCAGGACAGGUAGACUUUUGUGUUCUAAGUUAUGGACUCAAACCCUUCAAUGUGACCAGAACCUCACCUAUUCUCCCUUUAGAUCGAUAGGAAGCAGUCUGUCAGUUCAGCUUCCUAAAGGAAUUGACAACACUUGCUGAUUUCCAAAGCCAUCACACGACUGAAUGAAUGACAACUCCUGUUCUCGCAUGCUCAUUUGCAUCUUUUAUCGUUCUGCAGAGGUCUUGUAUAUUAGCUGAUUACCAGUACAGAUGUGGACUGACUCCGAGUGAUGUGUUCAUAUGAAGUAAUUCAAAACAAGACUCGCAGAAGAAGCACACCUACUGACAUAUCACCCUCUUCCCCACACACUCCAGCUGAGAAUCACGAGCCAGAGCGUUCCUGUCGGCACACACUCCUAAUAACGCUCUUCUGCAUUCACGGCCACAAGAAUACUGAAGGAACGCUGUAGUAUUUGUGGACUUUAAAAAGAACGUAUUUAAUGCCUCUGUAUGCUUUAGAGCAUUUACUUUUGUUUUAUGAAGAAAAACUGUCAAAUGAACAAACAACUGCUGAGCAGGAACUUCAACAACCACAGAAGUAGAAGAUUGAAAGUGUUUCAUGAAAAUACUGUAUUUUGAGUUUAUAACAUAUAUUUGCAAAAUGCGCUGAAGAUGCCGAAUCUUACGUCCAUUGGGUUUCCUGUACACGAGUCUAUAUGCAAAAACCUGCAUUCGUUUUUCCGCCUGAACUGUUUGCUUAUGCAUUUUUAUAUUUAGAUUGUUUUAAGACUGUACUGUUUCAUUGGUUUGAAGAUGUCGUUUUUAUUGUCUAGAGGAUAUUUAGCUUCUCUUAACUGGAAGAUAGACAAACACUGUUUUUAUUCACAUUCUCAAAAGGCAAUGUGUUCAAGAAAAAGAAAACUGGAAAUAUAGACGUUUUUCAGUCAGCUGGAUAUAUGCUGGAUAGCAUUUGUUCCCUGUUUACGGGAUAGUUCACCCAAAAAUGAAAAUACAUAUCUUUGCAAACCUGUAUACCGUAACUUACUUUCUUUGGUGAAACAUCAAAGACGCUCUCCAUGCAGUGGAACCAAAAAUUUAGGUUACUGAGAUCUACUUUUGUGUUCUGCGAAAGAAAGUAAGUCAUGCAGGUGUGCAAAGGCACAAAUAAAUUAUUUUCAUUGAUUUGCAUAAUUUUCAUUUUUGUGUUUUAAAUGCACAAACUGGACUGACAAACAAAAAGUAGCUGGGUUGAAGAUGCAGCAUUAUUUAUGGUGACUUAGUUCUGCUUGAUUGCACUGGUUGUGUUUGUCGAUGACCAACCCUUAUUUUUCAGACCACUACUGUGAUUCCCAGCAUUCAGUCCUGUGAAGUCUUAUGUGCAUCAUUAGGAGAGCACAGGCUCCCUCAUAUCCGCUUUUGUGCCAUUAAUACAAAUUACACCUGAAGUACUGUCCCAUUUACCACUGAACCAGUUAUGUUCAUGUUGUUUAUUAACGGGCUUGAGUUGCAGACCUUGAGUUGCAGAAUAAAAUCAGGUUAAUGGCGGGAUACUCUCACUUCCACCCCCAAUUCCUCCUAUAGAUGAGCAGCAGAGGGUCCAUCGAGUUUUGUAGUUUUUGCUUUCUUUUGUAGCUCUAACCCUGCAUUUUUGUAGAUCUCACUCCAUGUUGUGUAGCUACUGUAGUAUGGUAUGUUGGCAGUGAUGACUGUUCUGCACUUAAACAUUUUAGGGUGUUAGAGGUUCUUGUGUAUAUGCUUUACAAUAUGUGUGUGAGCAGGCACUUUUGUCUCUUUAGAGGUAUUUUGAUACUCCUAGAACUGGAAUGAACUGGACCAAACUGAAACCAGGGGGUUCAGAGAAUCUGUUAAUAUCCUCAUUGUCUUCUCAGCGACUGCUGUAUAUCAUAUUAAUAUCCUUCUGAAGACUGCUGUAUGCCACCACUUUGCCUUCUGUAGGACUGUGUAUGUGACAUGUGCCUUUAUUCAGACUGCUGUCUGUCAAGUGACCUCUUAAACUCUGUUUGUGAUACCACAGUGCCUCUUCUGUCCUAUUUUCUCUCAAAAAGUCAAGUUUUUUUUUCUUCUUCUUUUUCGUGUGUUAUACUGUUGUUUCUAUGGGGGCUCUGAGUGUUAGAGUGCUGCUUUAUGUUGUAUUAUGCUUUCAUGUGUUUCAUGUUCUAACGGAGUUGAUGUUUUAUUAAGUAUAGCAUGUUUUUUUUUUUGUUUUUUUUGAAGAGACUGAGUGAAAGUUUGGGGAAAACUUCACGGCAUACCAAACAAAGAAUGACAAUCCCUGCAGUUCACAUCACGUUAGAUAGAGACACACUGCCGCCAUCACUGAGGACACUCUCUCUCAGAAAUGGCAUAUCUGUGUGUUUUUUAGAAAUGUGAACCAUCCCCAGUAGUUUUUCCUCUGUCUGUUAUCUAAUCUUUUAAUAUAAGAGAAGCAGUCAGGAUAUAUUUAAUAUAUACAGUACAAUGUUUUUUUGUGUAUGAAGUAAGAGGAAAUGCUAUAAUAUAUUUUCAGAAGAUAUUUCCAUCUCAUUAUAUGUGCUUUACAGAAGUUUAACAACAAAAACAUCUUCUUCUUUUUUUGGCAAAGUGUACAACUAAUGAGAAUGUGUGGAUUUAUAAAUGUGACUCUAAGUUGCCAGUUUGGAGUAAAUAUGUGCCCAAAUUAAUCAUGCAUUCAUUGGCAAAACAUUCCUUCUUUUGCAAUCAUUUCAUAAACACUACACAUGUAGCGUUUUCCCUCCAUUUUUAGACUUUGUUUCUUGUUACUUAAAGGCAUACGAACAAGACAAGUUGACCUCGGCAGAGGACAUUUAGAUAAUGUAGAAUGUUAUUGCCAAAAUAUUCUUUAUCUUCUUCUUUUUUUUUUCUUUUUUUUAGAUCUACUUAGAACUGUUUUCUAUUUCGCAUUGUUUGUUUAAAGCUUUUUUGGCAUUGUUGUAUUUAUAGAGGUAGUUUAAUAAAGCAUUUUCAAAAAGAAAAGCAA